GUAAUGUGACUGCCGUCGACCUCUUCGAACGUGCUACCGAUACUCUGCGCAGAAUCGGCUUGCGGAGGUGUGUUGUACCACAAUGUUAUCGGGCUUGUUGUUUUAUCUCGUGUCCCGAUUGUUGUUGAUUCCGUCGAAUUGGUAGGGAAAAAAAAGGAGAGGAGGAUAGAGGAAGAGAAAGCAGUGAGCGAGAAAGAGCGCAGUGCGUGAGUUCUAUUGGUCAAGAGUGAGGACGCGUUCCUCCGUUCCUUCCGGUGAGAAUCGCGCCGCAUCAUCGACGUUUCGCCGUGACGACCCGCUGGCGCUACCUCCUGGACCGAUUUCGUUUGUCUGUCAUAACCUUGAAUCAAGAUAACGUCCCAAUGGCACAUUGGUAAGUACCGUGACGAUUAGAGGGACAUCGUGCCUGCGAACGAGGCCUCGCGAACGAGGACUCGUGACUCCGAGGUGUCGGUUAAUUGUGCGCCACACGGAUAUCCACGAACUUCCGGACACAAGGACGUUCUUCCGCGAUCGGACGUGGACGUGAAGAAGGCUGUGAAGAUCGCGCUGAUUGCUUUCGCCGGAGCCUACCGCUAGACUUGCCGUCCAAGCGAGCUCCUGGUGAUCACGAGCACCUCAAUUAAAACGUGAAAUCAUGGCGCGAAACGCGAAAAGUGAACGUCCGCUCCUGAACUCGCGCACACAGUGAAUCUUGACGCCGAAUGCGCGCUCAGCCGAUCACGUGAGGCGCUUCGCCGGGUUGAUUUUCGUCUCGCAGACAUCGACGUUGAGAAUCACGUUCGCGUGAACGUGGUCAUUUUUUUUUCGAAGGAACAACGUCACACAGGAAAGUGGAUACGCGUAUGCGUACGAGUGUGCAUGCGCGUGUAUGCGCGUGUACGUGCAUCUGCGCGCGGCCGAAAUUGUAGGAACAAUACCGUGCCGGAAGUGGCGAAUGGGUGGCCUGUACGACUGUUUGAGAUGGAAGUGAGUAAUAGCAGAGUAAAGUGACCGCUGUAUUGGUCGUGAUGAUCAUCGUACGGCCAUAAACUGUCGCCCGUGUGAUUCAAUUGCUACCGCAAGCCGACCCAGCAGUAACGAUGCAUCACUACUACACGCAAGAAGACAUAGAUCGCGUCGAGUACUUGAUGUCAGGAAGUCCACGGAGUUAUCCAGCACGAUCCCCGGGGGUCGCUUCCACGCCAACCGUGACCAGGCUUCCGCCACCGCAACAGCAAGUGGCGGUGGGUUCUCUAGGCAGUGGUUUAGGCAGCGCCGGAAAUGGCGGUACUGCAACGGUAGGCGCGCAAGGCCAAGGCAUGGUGAUGCCAGGUUUCCCACUUCGUGCUGCCGCGGUGCCGCACUACUCCCCAUACUCACCGUCGCGCUUUCACAUCGAUAAACGUUGUCAGCAUAGGUGCUCAUGGAAAUGCUUCUCGAUCAUGCUCAUUCUUCUGGCCGUCGCGUUAACGGCGAUGCUGGCAUAUUUCGCUGCAGUGAGCUCUAUGCGCCCGAUCGAUAGUACUAACUGCAUUCUGGUUCAAGAUAUCAAGGCUGUCACUCACGAAAACGCACAUAUUCACGACUCGAUAUCUACGCAGAUACCUACAGAAGAAUCCUUAUCCACGAGUACAGCGGAGCACUCGAACGCUGCGGACAGCGUCGGCGAUCAGCAGAGCGAUCCGCAGAUCCAGCAAUCCGCGCAGCAAUGGCCAGCCGUGCUGGAGUUGCAGGCGUACAAUGUCGCACACUCCGCCCUUAUACCAUCGUACCACUUCUGGAACACCGAGUUUCGCAACAAACAGCCGGCGUUCAUCCGGUUGAACCUGACCCUGCCGUGGGGUGCGAACUUCGCCGUUUACGGCAGACGGAACGUCGCGCCCAGCGUCACGCAAUACGACUUCGUGGAGUUCGUGAAGGGCGGCAGGAUCGUUCACAGGCUGAAGAGGGACGCCACCGCGGAGGCCGUCAGCUUCAUGAAGUCCGUCAGCAUGCAGGAUUCCUACGUGAAACGCGCUGCCGAAUCGCCCACGUCUUAUCAGCACGUGCUGAUCAAGAGAACGAUAGCCGAACCGAUGACGGUCAAUGUCAGUCUGCUGCAGUAUUUCGACACUGGCGACUGGUUCUUGUCUGUAUAUAACGAUGAGCUGCAGCCUUAUAAAGUCACGUUGGUUGUAACGGAAGCCGAGGGCGUCUCCACUACAUGUCCUAACGAUUGUUCCGGACGCGGAUCCUGCUACCUCGGCAAGUGCGACUGCAUAGACGGAUAUCAGGGUGCUGAUUGCAGUAAGAGUGUAUGCCCGGUAUUGUGCUCGUCUCAUGGACAAUACGGUGGUGGCAUGUGUCAUUGCGAGGAGGGUUGGAAAGGCGCAGAAUGCGACAUACCGUUAGGCGACUGCCAAGUGCUCGACUGCAAUCGGCACGGGCAAUGCGUCAGAGGAUCCUGCGUCUGUAAUCCAGGCUGGAAGGGCGCCUUGUGCGACGAGCCCGACUGUGCCGACCCCAACUGCAGCGGUCACGGCGCCUGUAUCUCCGGCAAAUGUUAUUGCAAGGCGGGCUGGCAGGGCGAACGAUGCAAUCAGGUCGAUCAGCAGGUGUACCAAUGCCUGCCGGGGUGUUCCGAUCACGGCACGUAUGACCUCGAGUCCGCGGCCUGUGUUUGCGAGGAACACUGGACCGGUGUUGAUUGUUCGCAGCCGAGCUGCGGCCUGGACUGCGGACUUCACGGAUCUUGCGAGCAGGGUCGUUGCAAAUGUCACGACGAUUGGACUGGGGUGAAAUGCGAUCAGAAGCCGUGCGAUCUGCGCUGCGCCGAACACGGCCAAUGCAAAAACGGGACCUGCGUGUGCAGUCAAGGAUGGAACGGAAGACAUUGCACAUUGCCUGGAUGUGCAAAUGGAUGCAGCCGCCACGGACUGUGCACGUUGCAGAACGGCGAAUACAGUUGCAAAUGCUCGAGCGGAUGGGCCGGUAGGGAUUGCAGCAUACGGUUGGAAGUGGAAUGCGACGACUACAUCGAUAAUGAUGAAGAUGGCAUGGUGGACUGUUCUGACAGCGAGUGCUGUUCGCGCAAGGCUUGUUCGGAACACAUCAUGUGCCUCGCCAGUAAUAAUCCCGUGGACGUUCUUCUGCGAAAGCAACCGCCUAGCGUUACCGCAUCUUUCUAUCAGCGAAUGAAGUUCCUCGUCGAGGAGAAUAGCGUACAAAGCUACGCCCAUAUGAACGAGUACACGGAAAGCAUCAGCAGAUUAAUGGGUCGACGAAACGAUCCCGCUUCAGUGGACUGCGAUAUAUCUAUAAUUUGUAACAGUCGAGUUGCGGUGAUGCGAGGCCAAGUUGUUACCGAACAAGGACUCGGAAUAGUAGGCAUCCGGGUGUCCGUGGACAGAGAUUCGCGCUUUGGAUUCACCUUGACCAGAGCCGACGGAUGGUUCGACGUCCUGGUCAAUGGCGGAGGUGCCGUGACGCUUCAAUUCCAGCGCAGCCCCUUCAUACCUCUUACGAGGACCGUCUUCGUACCGUGGAAUCAGAUCGUCGUCCUACCACCCGUUGUGAUGACCCUCAGCAAGGAAGGCGAAUUGUAUAAAUCUAACCAGCCACCGACUCCGGCAAUGGGUUUCCCAGGAAUUUCGAUGGGACUAUUUAGCGAGCACGUCCCGUGCUUGGAGCACGAUCACGAGAUACUGCGGCCCGUCAUUGUCAGCACAUGGAUGCCAGAGAAAGUCGGUGGUUUACUUGGAAAAAGCUUGGUCUUCGCUGAAAGUCAGAUCGUGCAGGAAAGCAUCGCUAUUUCGGGCACAAACCUCCACUUGAUGUAUCAAAGCCGCCAGGCUGCGGGCUACCUCUCUACCGUGAGAAUGCAACUGACUGGGUCGUUCAUUCCGAAAUCGCUGACGCACGUACACGUGUACGUGGAGAUCGAGGGCACGCUUCACACGAAAACGUACGAGGCCGAUCCGAACCUGACGCAUACGUUCGCCUGGAACAAGAGGAACAUUUACAAGCAAAAGGUGUACGGCGUGGCGCAGGCGAGGAUCUCGAUCGGCUAUCAGCAUUCCACUUGUCCGUCAGUGAUAUGGGAGACACAGAUGGUCACGGUGCAAGGAUCCGACGUCGAUAUUUCCGACAUCGGCGGUUGGGGACUCGAUAUCCAUCACUAUUACAAUUUCCACAAGGGGAUUUUGCAGAGAAGCGAUGGCUCUACUCUCCAUUUCAAACAAUAUCCACGAACCGUUAAGGUGGUGAUGGGCACCGGCCUACAAAGGAGCUUAGUGUGUCAGAAUUGCGACGGCCUCGCGAAAGAUGCCAGACUUCUGACUCCGGUAGCGCUCACCAGUGGACCUGACGGUAGCAUUUACGUGGGAGACUUUAAUCUCGUGCGUCGGAUUACACCCGAAGGGAAGGUUUACACCGUUCUGAUUUUAAGCGCGACUCAAGUGGCGUAUCAGUACUAUCUGUGCAUUUCACCGACUGAUGGGCACUUGUACAUCAGCGAUCCGGAGAAGCAUCAAAUAUUGAAGGCUCUCUCACUGGAACAAGUCCAAGACCCUAGCAUCAAUAUCGAAUCUGUCGUUGGAAGCGGUGAGAGAUGUAUUCCAGGCGACGAAGAUCACUGCGGCGACGAAGGCCCAGCUAUCCAUGCGAAAUUGGCUCAUCCUAAAGGAAUCGCAAUUGCCGCCGACAAAACAAUAUAUAUCGCCGAUGGGACCAACAUUCGCGCGGUUGAUCCUCGAGGUAUCAUACAUACGCUCGUAGGACACCACGGUCAUCAUAAUCAUUGGUCACCUGCGCCCUGCGUCGGAGCUAUUCCGGCACACCAAGCUCAACUACAAUGGCCAACAGGAUUAGCUGUAAAUCCGCUGGACGGAUCUUUGCAUUUCAUCGACGAUAGGCUGGUCUUGAAGCUCACCAGUGAUCUGAAAGUGCGCGUGGUUGCUGGCACGCCUCUUCAUUGCACCAGUAAUGCCAACAGCAACAGCAACGGUAACGGUAACGGAGAGCUACCGAAGUUGAAUUCGUCAACAACGAUCAAUUCGAAGAAGUUGGACGAAGUGCUCGGAUCAGUGUUAGCCAUCGGUUUCAGUCCAACCGGCGAUUUGUAUAUAGCCGAUCGCGAUUCUCACCGAGUGAACUCCAUCAGGGUCGUCGAUUCGUCCGGAAAAAUGUCGCACUUUGCUGGUCAGCAGCAGGAGAGAUUACGCGGUCAAUGCGAGUGUAACAAUACGACACCCAGCACUAAGGACAUGGACGCCUGCGCCUGCACAGACGACAUCAGCAGCACCGAAACGCUUUUAUCAUCGAACGCUAAGUUCACUGCGAUAUCCGCCUUGACGGUUUCGCCCGACGGGGUCUUGCACGUGGCCGAUCAAGGUAGUCUUCAUAUCCUGGCUCUACAGCCGUAUCUGCCGAAUCACGACGAGAGCGGAGAGUUCCACAUUCCAUUUCCACCCUCGAAUGAGAUCUAUGUGUUCAAUCGUUACGGUCAACAUAUCUCCACGAAGGACUUGACGUCCGGCAGGACUCGCUACUCGUUCUUGUACAGCAAAAACACAAGCUACGGCAAACUGUCCACGGUGACGGACAGCGCGGGCAAUAAGGUUCAGUUCUUACGAGACUACAGCGGUGUUGUCAGUUCCAUCGAAAACACUCAAGAUCACAAAUCCGAAUUGAAGAUCUCCGCGAUCGGAUUCCUGGAGAAACUAUCUGAACAUGGCAGGGUCGACAUUGCUCUAGGCUACGACGGCAUGACCGGCUUACUCACCAGUCGAUCAAGGGGAGAUGAAACGUAUAUAUACAAUUACGACAGUCUGGGACGCGUUACUGACGUAAUACUACCAACAGGCGAAAAAUUGAAAUUAUCAACGGAUUUAUCCGACGACGAGGAUCUGUCAGUUAAAGUGUAUGCUCCGUUGCAAGCUUUAUCAAAGGGCGACAAACAACGAUUUGUGGAGUUUAAAAUGAAGAAUGAGAAGUCAAAAAUGUUGACGAUCACUGACGGUACUAAGCUGACGAAAGUAAUCUCAUUUACAAAUAGCAGUUUGGAGGCAUUUUUACCUGGUGGUGGUAGAAUAUUGAGCGCGCCCACAGCGAAGCAUCCUUUGCUGGAAGUAUCGUUACCAGUAGAAGCGGAGAUGUUGCCUAUGUGGAGUUAUCAGUUGAUAUCAUUGGGCGAAUUAACAAAUACAAUGACGACAACGUAUAAUCUAGUGGGAGACGUGAGCCACUCCCAGCAAACUCUCAACAGAGAAAUCUGGGUAAAUGAUACAAGAGUCAUAAGCGUUGAGUUUGAACAAGCGUUCAGUCGCGAAACAUUCUACGACAAAACGGGCACGCCCCUGUUGACGGUGACCUUCGAUCUGGCGGGCCUACCGUUAGUCUGGCAACCGCACGAGCAAGGUCACAAUCUCAGCAUAAUAUACGAUCGGUUUAACAGAAUUGAAAGCUGGAAAUGGGGCAUAUCCGACGAAUCUUACGGUUACGAUCGAUACGGCCAAUUAACGGAGGUCACCGACAGCAAAGAUGGCACAAAGCGAUACACCUACAAUGACUUCAAUAUGAUGUCGAAGAUCACGCUCGCCAGUAACAGGGAAUUCACCUUACAAUAUGACGACGACGGUGGACUACGACACAUUAUUCUGCCCUCGGAAACCAAGCAUUCCUUCUCCUGUCAAGCUUCCCUCGGUUUCCUGAGAGUCACGUAUACUCCGCCCGGCAGUACGAGGGCUUACCUGCAGCAUUACAGUCAUAACGGGAAUUUGCUGCAAACCGUAUUCCCGGGAGAUGGAGCUCGCAUUGUCUAUAGGUAUCAUACGUCGGGUCAAUUAGCAGAAGUAGUUCACGGGGAUGGCAAAAGUGAAAUCAAGUACACCGACAGCGGACUGCCCUCCGAAGUGAUACACUCCGAGAAAGACGUGGAGUACAAAUGGGAUUAUCAAUACAAUGCGGGACUGCUAGUGGAGGAGCGUAUAGACUUUGGCGCGAAAACCGGCUUGAGCAACGCCAAAUUCACUUUCGAGUACGACUCGAACUUUCGGUUGAUCGCGGUGCAGGGUAGAAUAGGCGGACAGACGUUACCACCGUACACCAUGGCUUACAGCACGAGGUCGGGCACGUUGGAGCAAGUCGGCCAAUUCAAGGUGACGCGGCCUCAACCGAACGAGACAACCGUAUUCGACGGAACUGCAUUGUUUUCGCGCACCACAGACGACAGGUUUCUGGAAACCGAGGUUACGGUGACGAUUCACCGAAUGCAGGUAUUCAGGAUGACGUUCACUCACGAUUCGCGCGGUCGCAUCAAUCAGACGAGGACGUAUACGCGCAACGUCGCUAUCAACACAUACACCAACGUGAAGAAUUAUACAUGGGACUGCGACGGUCAACUAACCGGAGUGGAGGCGCAAGAGCCUUGGGGUUUCAAAUACGAUGCCAAUGGUAACAUGCUGUCGCUCACUUAUCGUGGUAACACGAUUCCGAUGGAAUACAACACCAUGGACCGGAUAGUUAAGUUCGGCGAUGGCCUCUACAAGUACGACAAUAGAGGUUUGGUGGUGCAAAACGCGAGGGAGGAGAGAUUCAAUUACAAUACCAAAGGACUCCUCGUGCGCGCCACGAAGCGCGGCCGCUUCGACGUGCGAUACUAUUACGAUCAUUUGGACCGCUUAGCCACGCGAAAGGACAAUUACGGCAAUGUCACGCAGUUUUUCUACAACAACCAGAAGCGCCUGCACGAAGUGAGCCAAAUAUAUAGUCCGCGCGACGGCAAACUGAUGUCGUUAGUAUACGAUGACAGGGGACAUCUCAUAUUCGCGCAAGUGUACCGUCACAAGUACUACAUCGCCACUGAUCAAUGCGGCACGCCCAUCAUGAUUUUCAAUCAAUACGGAGAAGGCAUCAGGGAGAUCAUGCGUUCGCCUUAUGGUCACAUCGUUUAUGAUUCUAACCCAUAUCUAUAUCUCCCGGUUGAUUUUUGUGGUGGACUCUUGGACCAGGUAACAUCUUUGGUUCAUAUGCCAAACGGAAAGGUUUAUGACCCACUGAUCGGCCAGUGGAUGUCACCGCUUUGGGAAAACGUUCUGGACAGGUUGGACAAACCAACGCACCUACAUCUUUAUAGAUUGAACGGAAACGAUCCGAUCAAUGUCAGGCAUACGAACAAACCGAGUCAACCAACCGAUCACAUAUCAUGGCUAUCGCAUCUUGGAUACGACCUGAAAAGUCUGGCGCCGCAAUUAUUUCCGGACAAGCUGUCGGAUAACCUCAUGCCGCCAGCUCUGGGCCCGGAUACUUCCAUAUUUGGUAAAAAGAAACGAACGCGCAAUCUGGGCGUCCAGUCUGGCUUCUUUGCGCAUAUUGCCCAGAGGCACUCUAGUGACGCCGUGAGCCUGUCUGCGCCACUACGGUCCGCACUGAAAAAGGACACCAGUGAGUUGAUACCAAAUCGUCUGGGUGCAGCGUCAGACCCACCGUUCGGCAAAGGCAUCCUAGUCUCGAGAACUGCCGACGGUCAAGCGGUAGUGUCCAGUGUACCGACCGCUAACGCGAUCUAUGGCGAUGUGUUCACAUCUGUAUUCAAUCGCUCGUACUUCUUGCCGUUCACAUUCGUUGUGCACAGUGCGCAGCAGGAUGCCUUCUACUUUGUGAAGGAAGAGACUUGGCGUGCCAGCGAAGACCGCGGCCAGUUGAAGCGGCUGGGUGGCCAAGUGAACACGACGUUCCACGAGAACGAGAACGGGAGCGGUAGUAGCAGCUCGCUGAUCGACGUGAAAAUACACGGCGCCAGCUACGUGGUGAACCUGCGCUACGGCACCACAGCGGAGAAGGAGAAGCAACGGCUCCUACAUCACGCGAAAACGAGCGCCGUGAGGAAAGCGUGGCACCGAGAACGCGAAGCGCUCAAGGCGAACAUACCCACUUCGAUGGAGUGGAUGGCUACCGAACAAGACGAGAUACAGAAGAAUGGUAUCGCGAGCAAUUACGACGGCGAAUACAUACAUGACGUGCAACUGUACCCCGAACUCGCCGAGGAUCCCUACAACAUCAAAUUCGUGAAAAAGGCUGUGGACCAGUCAAGCAAGAAGCGACGCAGGAGGAGAGGUGUGCCGUCCUGUGAGCUUUGGUGGUUGGACAAAAUGUGCUAAAACGUUCAUAUGUCGUUGGCACCGAGUCAGUCGUACCGUCCCCUUCGCGUGGGGAUAUUGUCCAGUCCGAAGCCGCGCAAACUUUCGACUAAGCGACAACCGAAGCAACGAGCGAGAAACGGCUGAAACGAGGAGAAGAAGAUCGAGCCGCUGCAGCAUACGUAGCGUGCUCUGUAUAUGCACGCGCAUAUAUAUAAAUGUACUGAAUACUAUCAAGAAGUUUUAUACCAAAGUCUAUUUGUGUAUUUCAAAGAUGCCAAAAACACUAUAACGUUAUCAUAUAUAUCUAUGUGUGUGUGUAUGUAUGCAAUGUACAUGCAUCUACACACAUAUAUACAUAUAUAUUAUAAAUAAAUAUAUAUAUAUAUAUAUAUAUAUAUAUAUACACCGUGAGAUAGGGUAUAGUGUAUAAGAGAGUUGAACACGCGGAAGAGAACUCGGGUUACCAAGCAUUCACUCCACGGACCAGCUGUGCGACCGAAACGCGAUUGACAGAUUCGCGAAAGCCUUAUAGCGACAAAGAAGGGAGAAAGAGAGAGAUAGAAAGGAGAGGGAAGAGAAGGAAGGAGAGAAAAAGAGGGAGAAAGUAAGAAAAAGAAGAGAGGGUAACCGGAAGAAUGUAUAUCCGACCCCGGGAGUGAUAAACUUCGAGGGGAAGUAGAAACAUUGCGAGAUCUUCUCGAAGAUUCAGCGUGACGUUGACGUAACUGGGCUUCUUCACUAGUUCACAGAUUCGGGUGCAAUUCGAAUUCGAUGGGUCCGUUCGCGCGGAGCAAGGCCGGCAAGCUCGUCGAGCUUGCGCUCGAGGCCUAAAAUAAACGACGGACCGUAGUACCGCGCGCACUCGUCGUACACAUGUGCAAUGGUACGUCACGUUAAUGUAAGAUAUAUACACGUACACACGCGCACGCGCGCACACACACACAUACACAACACACAUAUACACACAUAUAUAUCGCAAAAAAGAAGAAAAGAGAUACGAGGAAACGAAGAAGUAAGGAGGAAAGGAGUCGAAAAACCGGCCAUUCGUCGUUGAGGGCGAAUCGAGUGAGAGAAACUAGUCAAUACAUAGCUUUACAUUGACGUAGCAUUCUUCUUCGUAGAAGAGUAAAGACGCGAGGCGAGUGUGAACCAGAAGAAGCGACGUCAUUAAACGUCACGAUGACGCGGACGCUAUGUGUUCGUCCGGCCGGCCCGGUUGAUUCGUGCGAUACUUGAACGUCAUACUCAGAUGGUCGCACAUCUCGACGUCGGUACGUACCGGAACGAAGUAGAUACCGGUCGCCCGGGAGCGAAUGCGGAGCGCGUCUCAACAAUGAAUGGCCCUGCGAAGAAGUGUAGGUAGACGCGGAAUCGAAGAAGGAGCGGUUCUCCUGAUGUCCCUAAGAAAGAGCGACGAUCGUGCGGACUCGAUCGUGCGGUCUCGAGCUUGAAUUCCGUUCGCGGCUUAGACAGUUAAGGACGAGACGAAUUUGUAUUAUAAAGUGGUGCUUUUCUUGUACGAGCGAGCGAGUGAGCAAGUGAUCGAGAGAGAGAGAGAGAGAGAGAGAGAGAGAGAGAGAGAGAGUGAGUGAGUGAGUGAGUGAGUGAGUGAGUGAGCGAGUGAGUGAAAGAGGAAGGAAGAGAAAGAACGAGUGAAUGUGGAAAAGAAUGAGAGAAUUGCUGAGAUGAUGUGACUGCGACAAUGAAGCGUGCAUGAAGACGUCGAAUACGAAUAUAGCGAGACUAAACAUAUUUUUAACAUGUGGAUGUGUCCUAUCUGUAGCGUAAACGUUCCCGAUCGUCGCCGGUCGGCAAUUUAUAUCGCAAUGUCAUGCACGAGUGUGAAGGAGAGAGAUAGUCGGUCGGGAUCGACGGUAGAAAUCCCGUAAUAGGGAUCGCAAAGGGAAGAGCGUAUCAGCCGAUGUCUGCGUAUAAGCUGGAAACGAGAAAAAUGAGGGAAGGAAUAAAGUUAUUAUCGGUAAAUAAUACGUAUAUACAUUAUCGCAUAUUUGUGCUUGCUGGAUAUGAACGUAACGAACGUUAACUAUGUUUCCUCAUCGAGAAUAACUAAAUGUAUAUCCAAAGUUACUGUCCGCCAAGUAUCGAUCGUUUUUCGCCGUAUACGCGUGCAUGUAUGUAUGCGCCAAUUGCUCGAGCAUAAAGGCCACGUGCGUCGAAGCACUUUAGCGUCGAGAGUCUUUUUCGUUAUCACUUAUCACCUUCGGCCGAUCCUUCUGUUCCUAUUCCCUCGUCCCCCAUUCUCCUCCCUCAGACUUCUCCGCGAAGAUCCCGGAUAUGUCGCGCGUGUAUUGUUUACUUGCGUCCUCACGAGUGUUCGUACUUGUCAUUGAUAUUUUGCAAACGCAGUUUUAGAAGCGACGCCGUUUAUGGAUAGUUAGUGGCACGAUACAUUGCUGUCCGUGAAUAGAUGAAAAAAAAAAACGUUAUUUAUAUGCUGCGUGUGUAAAAAGAGAAAUGAAUGAAAGAAAGAAAAAAAAGAAAGAGGCGGAGAGAGAGAGGAGAGAAAAAUAGGGAAACAUCCUAACGUAUUUUUAUUCGAGCGAGUGUUUAGACCACUCCAGCAACGUGAAACUCUGAAAGGCGUCUACAGCCCGUAUUAAUUUUUAUCAUUUGAAACUCAUCUCAAUUGAGAAACUCACAUUUGAAUUCAGAGUUACAUGAGAGUUUUUCAGUUAAAUCGUCAUUACAGAUGUAAAUAACACAUAUGUCAUAAUUUAAUAAAAAAAAGUUGAAUAUAACUCUGAAUAAAAAUCGAAGUAUUUUGCAUGUGUUUCAGAUGCCAACUAUUAAUAUGGACCUAAAAUCUGUAUUGACAGUCAUUACUCGAAACUUGUCCCACAUGAGAUACCUAGAUCUGUAUUUAGAGUUAGAUAGGAGUAUAUUAUUUGAAUCAUACAGCACAUGCAUUAUAUUCUUGACCGUAAUUGCUAAAAAAAACUCACAUCUAAUGGAAAGUAGAACAUUCUUGUUUUAAAAAUAUCUUUAUUUUUAUAUGUAAAUCUUAAAAUGACAUUACAUGCAAGUUAAAUGAAUAAAAGUUACUCGCAUCAAUACAUUUUAUAUGAUUCAGGAAAAUAUAUUCUUAUCAUUCAGAAAUAGUUUUCAUAAAUGAAAAACACAAAAUACUGAAUUGAAAAUGUUUUUAAAUGUCGGAAGAAAGCAUCAUUAUUAUCAAAGUAAUUAUAUUGCAUUUCUUAUGAGACUUUUAUAAUAUUCGAUGAAGUGAUAACAUUGUUGAAAUUCACAAGACUUAAGAAUUCUUCAAACAAAUUGUAUAUCUUAAUUAUUAAAAAUUUUUUCUCAAAAUUAUAUAUUAUAUAUACUUAUAUGAAACAAUGAUCAUUAAUUUGAGUAUACUAGUUUUAAGUGAAUGCUUAUUUUUUUCCUAUGUAUCUCACUUGAAAUAGGUUUCAAAUAACGAUUAUUAAUACGCGUUUAAGAAAUAUCUGAGAGAUGUCUGAAAGAUUGGCAUAUCUUUUCGAUGCCUGGGAUAUUGGGAUGUUCUUCGGGUGUCUUUGCUGUUUGUUGCAGGCCACAUUAUGUCUGGCCAAUUCUUUAAAUCGCGGUCCAAAACGAGCUCUAAUUCGAAAUACGCACGCAUUCAUGCCGACGAAGUCACUCGAUCCUUUUUGUACAUGUUUCGUCCCCGUCGCAUGCGUGCGUGCGUGCGUGCGUGCGUGCGUGCGUGCGCGAAACGAUGCACAAAGCGAGACUCGCUGAAUCGCGCCGUUCAAUUUAUCCUGCGCGCAAUUAUCAUUACGUUGUCCCGCAGACAGUAGCGCGAACAAGCUCAAUUGUCGAGCUAAACUCUUCCCUCGAUUAUUUAACGGAACCGGAACCAGCAAAUCUUAUCUCCCGUACGAUCUUCUGCAACGUUCAAUCGUCAGCAUAUCGAAUAAAACUUUAUUCGGCACUUUAAUCAGUUUUUCUAUGAGUAGUCGUUUUUGUUCAAAUUGCGUUAUUACCAUCGCAUUAUUAAUCGCGUUGUUACACCGUGAUUUUAUAUACAUAUAUAUAUAUAUAUAUAUAUAUAUAUAUAUAUAUAUAUAUAUAUAUAUAUAUAACUCUGCUUAAUAAUCGUAAUUACGACGGAAGUAGCAUCAAUCAACGUCCUUUAUUUCGACAAAACAGCGAAGAUAAUCUCGGUCCGUUUUCUAAAGGUUUUGGCUCUCGGCAGACAAACGAAGUAAGAAGGUACAGCCUUGAGAUUUAUGAAUAUCUAAACACUCACUGUCCUUUCCCGACCAGUUAGCUCCACACCUAUCCACUGCCUCUUAUACACACACACACAUGCGCGCGCGCACACUUGAUCUUUAACUGUAUUAUCCGCCGUUGGGCCCGGCAACGGUGCAUUCAAGAAGAAUUAACUAUUUUUAAAUAUUACGUGUCACAAAUUAACGAACGGGUCGAAUAGCCGCGACGUGUUGCGCGAACAGAAGCGGAGGGUGACCCACUUGAUGAGAGAUCCCCGACCGUCUCGCGAUUAUAAUAUUAGGAAAAGGAAUUCGCCCUCUAACUUCCGUGAAGUUUCAUCUCGUUUUUCGCGAACUCGUUACAAACUCAUUCGGCCCCCGCGGGCGACCACGACAAUUCCAUAUACUUCUCUAAAUAAAACUGAAGUAGAGCGCGCGAAGACGAAAUAAAUAUAUAAGAUGAAUAAAUAAAUAAAUAAAUAAAUAAAUAAAUAUAUGUGAAUAUAUUGAAAAGAAAUAUAUACAUACACACGAAAGAAGCUAGAGUGGCCAAUUAUAACAGUAACUGUCAAUCCACGCAUUACGACGUGAUUAGUUCUCAAGACGCGCGAUUUUGGGUGCGAACGCGACUCCAUGUCGAUGAGAAAGAAUCAGAAUUCCGUAAACGCGACGGAUUUUGAGGAUUUGUAAACACGAGCGUGUGUAUGUGUGUGAGAGAGAGAGAGAGAGAGAGAGAGAGAGAGAGGAAGAGAGAGAGAACGUAUGAAUAUAAAAGAGAUAUAGGAAAAAGCGAGCUGGAGAGAAACAAAAGAGUCAGCCACGCUAAAGCUACUACGACCACUACUCUAGAUAGAUUACGCUACUUUGCCGCUGAUCUAAUUGUUUACUGUCACGUGUUGCUGUAAACCUAAAUCUAACCUAACUAUACGAUAUUAUAUAUAUUUUAUUUAUAUAACCUAAUCGAGACCGUGUUUAUUGUAAAUAGUCACGAUGUUUGCUAUGGUAUAAUAUAUCUGUAAUUGGAUGGAACCUGCCUGAAACUGCGCCCAACCCUGUUCCCCUUGCAAUUAUAUAUUUGUACACACACAUAUAUAUACACGCACGCACACAUACGCGCACAUACACAUCCACGAUACCGGUACAAAAGCAGAUACUCACGUGGUCGCGCAUACAUUCAUACAUACACACGUAUACACGCAACAUAACGCGCAUACCGUAUAAUACGCGGUGUCGAUGCCGGGCAAUCGUUUAGCGAUAACUUACAGAAGAUGAUAAACAGAGAGAAAAAAUAGAUGUACUCGCGCGCGCGUUAAAUUAUCAUUACGUCAAUAUUUCGUAUCGUAUUGACAGGGCGGUCGAUUUUGUGUGAAACACUCGCGAAGCGUCGCGCUCUAUUUUACUAUAGAGAGGAAAAAACGCGAAGAGGGAAGGAAGGACUUAUCUCCGUCACUCGAUCAAGCCCAGUUCGGACGCUUCUGAGAACGAAAGUGUUACAGUGGUCACGAGUAAUUUUUAUAAAUAUAUUUUUUUGCUCCUGCGCGUGGUGUGUGUGUGUGUGUGUGUGUGUGUGUGUGUGUGUGUGCGUGUGCUUGUGCAUGAUGUGUAUACGCGCGCGCGCACGUGUGCACGCGUGUGUGUGUGUGUGUGUGUGUGGCACGUGUAUGAUGUGUGUCGCACGCGCGUGGCUGAGACACACCUAAAUACGAUUAUCAUCAUUGAAAUGCUAGAAAGAAUGAGAGUAGCAAGAAGUAAGCAAGGGUAAACGAAUGAAUGAAUGAAUGAGUGAAUGGAAGAAAGAAGGAGAAGGGGAGAGAGGACGAGAAGAGUGAGUAAUUUAUGGAUUUUCCACUUGAACCACUGCCACGCAGCAGACAGCGUCACGACCCAACCAGCAUGUCCAAUAAACUUACAAUAUUGCUAUCUUAAGUACAAUAUAUUAAGUGUUUUCAGAAAAUAUAUGAUCUAUAUAUGGUAAUAAAAAACGGGAAAAUGUU
Molecule: messenger RNA, 15309 nt
Organism: Odontomachus brunneus
Lineage: Eukaryota; Metazoa; Arthropoda; Insecta; Hymenoptera; Formicidae
Gene: Ten-a
Product: teneurin-a
Exons: 20
Coding region: 1083-9119 (2678 amino acids)
Biological process (GO): motor neuron axon guidance
Source: RefSeq, a predicted model, not a curated record